GAAAUGUGAGACUAUGACUUGGGAUAUUUUAUUGCUAGUAAUAAAAAAAAUGUAGGUACCUGGGCUGAUGAUGGGUGGUCAUAGUGCAUGGGGGUAGAAAUAUGAAAAAUAAAUUCAUUGGCAUUACCUGCAAUUUCUAAAAGUAAAAAGAGAUACUAUGAAAGGAAGGGUAUAAAAGGAAUUAAGGUGCUGAUUUGAAUUCAACUAAAAAUUUGAAACUGUUUGGGAAGCAAAUAUUGAGAGUAUAAAGUAGAAAAAAGCAAAGCAUGGAAUUCUAGGGAAGACUGGAUGCUUUGUGUAGAUGUUAGUUACUAAGCCUUGUUAAACCAGUUUGAGUCAGUCCAAACAGAAAACACCCAGCUGACAAACCAGGAAGCAUAAUUUGUUUAUCUACUUAUGCCAGGCUAUAUAUUUAGUUCUUUAGGGUUGGAAAACAGAGGUGACCAUAUACAAUAACAGUGGCUUUAAUGACUAUCUACAAAACUUAUUUUGUGAAAAAGACUCUAUCCUGACGUCAUCUCAUUCUGGACAUUUUGAAGUCAUAUAGAUUUGCCAAGAAGAUGGGCCAAAAGUCAUCCCGAGAAGUGACUCGGAAGGACAAGCCUGAUCUCAUUGCUGUGUGUGACAUUUUCAGUCGAGCUGUGGUCUAUGCUGCUCAGAAACUGAAGGACUAUCUUGGAUUUGAAGAUCCUCAAAGUAAACUGUCCCCAGAUUCCAACACACUGAAUGAGAUCUUUUUAAUUAAUUUUAUCAGUUUCUGCCAUGAAAAUGGAAUGGACAAGAAGAUCACUACUAACAAAAUGACCAAGAAUCAGGCCAUGUUGUUUGGAGCUGAUUGGAUCUGGACCUUCUGGGGAUCUCAUAAGGAAAUCCUAUUUCAGCUGGCUGUACAAACUUUACAGAUGUCCACAGCCCUCCAUAAUGAAUCUAAUCCCUGUGACCUCCUCAGCAAGGAAGCGGUAUUAGAUGUGUGUUCUAUGGGGGAAAAUCAGUUUGAGAAGAUGGAAGAAUUCUGUAAUUUGAUAGGUGAGGAUUGUCUGGGUUUACUUAUCAUUUUUGGUGUGCCAGGAAAGCCUAAAGACAUCAGAGGAGUUCUCUUGGACAGUAUCAAAAAUGAGAAAAUUCAAAACACCUUGUCAGGAGUGGAGGCUGUAAAACAUUUUAUCUUAAACACAAAGAACUGUCUAUCUACCAAAGAACUGUUAGAAAACUACCUGUGUAAUAGUGAUAGACUGAAUGAAUUGGGCAAGGUUUAUAUUAAUUUUCUCUGAAUUUUAGAUAGCUAAGUAAGCCAAUCAAACAUAAACCCAUAUGUCAAAGCAAAGGAUUUUAUUCUUUCAAGCGCAAGAGUAUUAUUUGAUGUGACAGCAUUAUUGAAUGCAUUUAGUGUGUUAAAUGGGUUUAGAACAGCAUUGUAUAAACUGACAGAUUCACUUCUCUUGAUGGCAAAAAUUAUGGGUUAGCUGCCCUGCUCCAAAUGAUUGUAUUAUUGUGAUCACAAAGAAGAAAAAAAAGCCAUGAAGAAACCUUCCUGAAUAAAACAAACACAUAAUUCCAUGCCAUGUAACUUUUGUUCAUUUGCUUAGGAAGCCAAUAAAACAACCUUGAAAGUUUGUUUUGCA
Molecule: messenger RNA, 1622 nt
Organism: Phascolarctos cinereus (koala)
Lineage: Eukaryota; Metazoa; Chordata; Mammalia; Diprotodontia; Phascolarctidae
Gene: REP15
Product: RAB15 effector protein
Biological process (GO): transferrin transport; receptor recycling
Cellular component (GO): endosome membrane; recycling endosome
Source: RefSeq, a predicted model, not a curated record